Messenger RNA from Boeremia exigua, 2233 nucleotides. Its product is annotated as P-loop containing nucleoside triphosphate hydrolase protein. Gene Ontology annotation, molecular function: RNA binding; ATP binding; RNA helicase activity. The coding region runs from base 1 to 1785 and encodes 594 amino acids. The transcript has 6 exons. Gene Ontology annotation, cellular component: nucleus. The record is from RefSeq and is a predicted model, not a curated record. Lineage: Eukaryota; Fungi; Ascomycota; Dothideomycetes; Pleosporales; Didymellaceae.
AUGACUGAGGAAGCUGCAGCCGCGCGCAAGGAGCAGCUUGUCCACGAUCUUGCCCGUGCAAAGGACGCCGGCUGGAACAACCCCAUUCCGUUCAACUACGAGACAGUCCAGGGUGGUGAAGCCGAGAAGGAUGACACUCGCGCCACUGCUGAGUGGCUGUCCGAUGCCGCCAUCUACCAGUGGGAUGAUGAUUUCGGCGACGUCGGUGAGCCCAACCCUGAAUUGGAGAAGGUCUUGUUCGAGGAUGACCACCUCCAGCGUGCUGGUGGUGCCAUCAAGGCCCUUUCGUAUGAAGUGAACGUAGAGGGCCCCGAGAAGAUUCAACCUGUCCGCGAGUUUGAGGAUGCUGGACUCCACCCAGUCAUGCUCGAGAACGUCAAGCUCUGCCAAUACAACGCGCCUACUCCCAUCCAGUCAUACUGCAUUCCUGCAGUCUUGACUGGUCAUGAUGUUGUCGCCAUCGCCCAGACCGGAUCUGGUAAGACUGCCGCUUUCCUUGUUCCCAUCUUAUCCAAGCUCAUGGGCAAGGCUCGUCAGCUCGCAGCUCCUCGCCCAAACCCGACGCGUUACAAUGCGCUUACAGACCGUGUCACCGCCGAGCCUCUUGUGCUUGUCGUGUGCCCUACUCGGGAGCUGGCCUGCCAGAUCUUCGACGAGGCUCGCCGUCUGUGCUACCGCACGAUGUUGCGCCCAUGUGUUAUCUAUGGUGGCGCUCCCUCUCGCAACCAGCGCGAGCAGCUUGAAAUGGGGUGCGACAUCCUCAUCGCCACUCCCGGUCGCCUGAUGGACUUCAUGCAGAACCUCAAGCUGCUAUCCUUCCGUCGCCUGAAGUUCACGGUCAUUGAUGAGGCCGAUGAGCUCCUUUCUUCUGGCUGGGAGGAGACCAUGGAGACGCUUUUCUCCGGCUCUGACGUCAACAAUGACGCUGAUCACACUUAUCUCAUGUUCUCGGCUACCUUCCCCAAGUCAGCUCGUCGUCUUGCCAAAGAGUACAUGGAGGCGGAUUAUCUGCGCAUCAAGGUUGGACGUGUCGGCAGCACGCACACGAACAUCACGCAGAACAUCGUUUACGUUGAUGAACGCGAGAAGAAUCAGGCGCUGUUCGACUUGAUCUUCUCUGGUGAGCCAGCUCGUACGCUCAUCUUCGUGAAUACCAAGCCCAAGUGCGACAUGGUUGACGACUUCCUCUACAACAAGGGUCUGCCUUGCACGUCUAUUCAUUCCGAUCGUACACAGCGUGAGCGUGAGGAUGCUAUGCGUUCGUUCCGCACUGCUCGUUGCCCCAUCCUCGUCGCUACUGGAGUCACCGCUCGUGGUCUCGACGUCGCAAACGUCAAGCAUGUCAUCAACUAUGACCUACCUUCCACCCAGUAUGAUGGCAUCACCGAAUAUGUUCAUCGCAUCGGUCGUACCGCUCGUAUCGGAAACGAGGGCAAGGCCACAUCCUUCUACAACGACCGCAACGAGGACAUCGGCGAAGAUCUUGUGAAGAUUCUUCUUGAAUCCAAGCAGGAGGUACCUGACUUCCUUGAGCAGUUCAAGCCCGAGAACCCUGACAUGAUCGACUGGCACGACGGCUCUGAUGACGAGUCCGACGAUGGGUUCGGCGGUGGUUUCGAUGCUGGUGCUGGCUUUGGCGGUGGAGAUGCUGGUGGCUUCGGAGGUGACGCUGGUGGCUUCAAUGCUGAUGCUGGCGGUUUCGGAGGCGAUGCUGAUGCUGGCGGCUUUGGCGGAGGUGAUGGCGGCUUCUCUGGCGGAGCUGAAGACAAGGUCGCCUCCUGGUAGGUUACCUGCGUGUGUGCCUGACCUCAGAACCUCAAAAACGCUUCUGUAGCCGGACCGCGCGACGUGUAGCGACCGAGCCUUGUAGAGACGUCUCACUUCGAGUCGUAGCAGGUUCAACCGCGACAUGAUGAUUCACGGUUCACAGCCUUCGACUGGAUAGCAUUGCGUUCACGGUGGUUUGACAGUCUACCUCUUGACUGGCAUUACCACCAACUUAGCAGCUUCCAGGACCACGGUUAAAUAGCCCCACGGUAAAAAAAAUGGCAAAGAUGGAGCUCCAUUGCUCUGCUUGCAUUGUUCUGCUUUCCUUGAGAUUUCUGUUGUGAAGCUGUGAUCAAUCUAUGCUAGCAUCUGGUAUCUCUCCCAAUUAAGUAAGACAUGACUCGAUGGUUUGACCGGUAUUUGGCUGGGGUUUGACUUGUUCUCGUUCCUUUCGAUUUUGAUUUCG